AUGGCGGGCAAGGAGGUCUCCCGCUCGAUCCAGGGGAUGGACAAAGGGGAAAGGAAUUCUAAUGCAAGGAGGUCUCCCGCUCGAUCCAGGGGAUGGAUGGGGAAAGGAAUGCGGCAAGGAGGUCCUCCCCCACUCGAUCCAGGAUCAAGGGAGAUGGCGGAAAUAACAAGAGGGGUCUGCCGGGGAGGAGGUCUCCCGCUCGAUCCAGGGAUGGAUCAGGGGAAAGGAAUGCGGGCAAGGGAGGUCUCCCCGUCGAUCCAGGGGAUGGGAUCGGGCAAGGAUGUCUCCCUCGAUCCAGGGGAUGGAUCAGGGAAAGAAUGCCUCUCCCGCUCGAUCCAGGGGAUGGAUCGGGAAAGGAAUGCGGGCAAGGAGGUCUCCCGCUCGAUCCAGGGGAUGGAUCGGGGAAAGGAAUGCGGGCAAGGUUGGUCUCCCACUGUCUCCCAGGGAAUCUGGAUCAGGGAAGGAAUGCGGGCAAGGAGGUCUCCCACUCGAUCCAGGGGAUGGAUCAGGGAAAGGAAUGCGGGCAAGGAGGUCUCCCACUCGAUCCAGGGGAUGGAUUGGGGAAAGGAAUGCGGCAAGGAGGUCUCCCCACCUCGAUUCCCAGGGGAUGGAUGGGAAAGGAAUGCGGGCAAGGAGGUCACUCGAUCCAGGGGAUGGAUCAGGGAAAAGGAAUGCUGGCAAGGAGGUCUCCACUCGAUCCAGGGGAUGGAUCAAAGGAAAGGAAUGCGGCAGGUGGUCUCCCGCUUGAUCCAGGGGAUGGAUUCAGGGAAAGGAAUGCUGGCAAGGAGGUCUCCCACUCGUCCAGGGGAUGGAUUGGGGAAAGGAAUGCGGGCAAGGUCUCCCCACUUGAUCCAGGGGAUAUUCAGGGGAAAGGAAUGCGGCAAGAGGUCUCCCACUCGAUCCCGGGGUGGAUUCUCGCCCUCGUCAGAUCCAGGGGAUGAUUGGGGAAAGGAAUGCGGGCAAGGAGGUCCUCCCACUUGA
Messenger RNA from Macrobrachium nipponense, 981 nucleotides. RefSeq lists its product as uncharacterized. NCBI's taxonomy places the organism in Eukaryota, Metazoa, Arthropoda, Malacostraca, Decapoda, Palaemonidae. Bases 1 to 981 code for a protein of 326 amino acids. The record is from RefSeq and is a predicted model, not a curated record. The transcript has a single exon.